GCGUUUCCGGCCCAGUUUCCCUUUCAUUUUCCCACCGGAAGGAGUCGCUGCUCGGAUCUGCGCAUGUCUGGGCUCUGCCCGCACAGAGAGUCUGAGAAGUUGGAACUGCAGAAUUUCCCAUAAUUCCAUGCAGAUCCCCAGAUGAGCAAGAAGAGGAGGUCAUGAUAUUCAGCAGAACCUCAACCAGUCUUCUUGCAAAGAGCCAUGAAGCACAUCCGACCAGAAUACUCAGCCUCAGAUGGUUCCACAAAAUGACAAGAGGUCUACUGAGACACUUAUGAGACAAGAGGUCUUCUACUGCAAGGAUAGAAAAGACACAAAGGUCCCGCUCUAACAAUCCCAAGUACGAGAGGAACCCUUUUCCUCACAAACCACACACAUCAAAUGUGAAGACACAAGAUUUAAGUCUAAAACCACAGGACACAGGACACAAAAAACAACUCAAAAUAUUUUCUGUGAAGCCCAAAAUGGGGGAUGAGAUUCUGUAGCACCCAGAACCUUCUCAUCCACCAGAGAAUCCACACAGGGAGGAGCUUUGUCUGCUCUAAAUGUGGGAAAUAUUUCUCUCACAGGAAGAUCCUCAUUGCUCAUAAAUGGGUUCAUACUGGGAGGAAACCAUUCACCUGCACUGAAAGUAAUAAGGGCUUCUUGUGGAACAGGGACCUUCAGCAACACCAAGAGAUCCACAGGAAAGAAACGCUAAAUGUUUCUCUUAUUUGGACUCAAACAGUAGAGAAGCCACUCAAUGUUCCUAUUGAGAGUCCCUCAGAAGAGAAACCAUUUGUCUGUAUCCAGCAGGGAGAAGCUGACAUGGAUAGGAGUGAACUGGCUGUUCAUCUAGAGAGUCCCAUGGAGCGUUAUGAAUGCAGUGAGUGUGGGGAAAGUUUUGGGAAAAAGAGAGAACUCAGCGCUCACCUUCUGACUCACACAGGAGAACGACCCUUUGCCUGCAACGAAUGUGGGAAAACCUACAAGGAUAAAAGCAAACUAAAUGUUCAUCAUCUGGUUCAUACAGGAGAGCAGCGCUACGUUUGUAGCGAAUGUGGGCGGAACUUUAGGGAUAGGAGUAGCCUGAAUUCUCAUUAUCUCACUCACGUCGGAGUGAAACCCUUUGUCUGCACCGAGUGCGGGAAAAGCUACAGUAGAAAGGUGCACCUUAACGCCCAUCUUUCUGUUCACACCGGGGUGAGUCCCUUUGUCUGUACGGAAUGCGGGAGGAUCUACGGUACCAAGAAAGAACUUGUUAUUCAUAUUAAUGUUCAUAAAGGCAUUGUUUUCCCCUGUACGGAGUGUGGGAAAUCCUUUCCGACAAAGAGGAACCUUGAAAGGCACCAAAUGAUCCACACGGGGGAGAAACCAUUUGAGUGCACAGAGUGCGGGAAACGUUUCCGGGAAAAAAAUAAAUUGCAAUUGCACCAUCUGUUCCAUACUGGGUUUAAACCGUUCACCUGUUAUGAGUGUGGGAAAGAGUUCAGAUUGAAGCAUUCUCUGAAGCACCACCUACAGACCCACAGCGGGGUGAGGCCAUUUGUCUGCACCGAGUGUGGGAAAAGCUUUUUCAAUAAGAAUGGGCUUACUUCUCAUCUUCGGUGUCACACAGGGGAGAAACCAUUUGCCUGUUCCGAGUGUGGGAAGAGCUUCAAGGAUAGAAAUGCCCUUCAUGUUCAUCUUCGGGUUCACACAGGAGAGAAACCUUUUGUCUGCAGCGAGUGCGGGAAGAGGUUCAAGAAUAAAAGUACCCUCAGUGUUCAUGUCCGGGUUCAUACAGGAGAGAAACCGUUUGUCUGCAGGGAGUGUGGGGAGAGCUACACAAGCAGUACUGGGCUCAAGGUUCAUCUUAGGACACACACUGGAGAAAAGCCCAACGCUUGCACUAAAUCUGGAGAGAACAUGUUAGAUUUCAUCCAGGAGAGAACCUAGGUACUUGUAGUUGGUCUGCCCUUUGUGGCAUAAAGUAUUAAGGCAACAGUGGCAUGUAGCUCAAGGGCACUGAGUUGCACCCCUUGGGGCCCAUAUAGGGAGCACCUGGACCACCGGCCCCUUGAGAACAACCCAUCGAGCCACAAGGGAGCACUGUACUUCGGCAGCGGAUAAAGAGAGGACUUCUAUGUGCUUAGCAACCUCUGGUCUCCUUGUCCUGCCGAGUGUAUUGGCAAGUACAAGUCACAGAGAUCUGAGUGCUGUUUUCUAAUGUAGAUAACACAACUGGGCAAAGCUACUGGGUUAAGAGAAGUCAUGACUCUCUCACGACUGGCUGUGCUCAAGUUGUUGGUUUCAUAUUUUUGCGAGUUUUAAUGCUCUUAUAUCCACAAAUAUUCGAGUUUGGUGCAUUUUUCUGUUUGUGUUUUUUUAGAUUGCAAAAUAACUGGAAAAUGUUAUAAAUAUGUCCCUGUGUGUUUGCAGGGAGUGUUGGGAAAGCUAAGAGAACACAGAACUCUCACACACACACACACACACACACACAGGAGAGAACCCAUUUGCCUGCACUAAGUGUUGGGAAAGCUACACUCUCGCACACACACACACACACAGGAGAGAACCCAUUUGCCUGCAGUGAGUGUUGGGAAAGCUUGGAGGAAAGAGCAGAUUCACACAGAACCGUUCUGUCUGCAGUAAUUAUAGGACCCAGAUAUUCCCAUGAUUCCCUGGGUGGAUUUCAGAUGUUCAUCGUGAUACAGUGUAUUAAUGUUUUGUGCUGUAUGUCGUUAUGUAUCGAGCCUUGUUAUAUGUUCUUGUAUUUAUUGUGCUGCUCUGGCCGUUAGUGGCAGCUUGGCACUGUAUAUCCCAUACUGUAUGUGUAUAAUGUUCUGCCCCCGUGUAUUGCCCCGGCACUCCAACCCCCUGCCGCCUCCCACUUCAUCUGUAUUUGUCUGUGAACAAAGUUCUAUUCCCUCAA
Messenger RNA from Xenopus tropicalis (tropical clawed frog), 2896 nucleotides. It is a transcript of the gene znf583l, whose product is annotated as zinc finger protein 583 like. The record is from RefSeq and is a predicted model, not a curated record. NCBI's taxonomy places the organism in Eukaryota, Metazoa, Chordata, Amphibia, Anura, Pipidae. Gene Ontology annotation, cellular component: nucleus. The transcript is spliced from 2 exons. The coding region runs from base 475 to 1920 and encodes 481 amino acids.